UACAGUUAGGAAUAGCAAUUUUUAGUUGUCAGAAUAUUGUGAUCUAACAAUGCCAACAAUGGCUGCACCAUUAUCGCCUGUUGCUGGUGGGUGUUGGAUUUAUAAAAUCGUGCUUUCUGUUGCUUUAACUGUGUUGGUACUCCUUGUUUUUGCUGCAUUGGUCGUUAUUAUCCGGUGGAGAUUGCGUAAAUCAAGGAUCAAUAGAAGGUGUCAAAAAGCGUCUGGAAUGAUUACUAUUGGAAGAGCAAGAGAUCGGCGCAAUCCAGUUGGAGAAAUUAAAGUUACAUCUGGAAUGCUUAACAACAACAAUCGACCGACACUAAACGCUAUUCAUGAAACGAAUUCGUGUCCCGUGGUUAUUCCAACCAUUAACGUCAUUGCCAACGAUGACAAAACAGAGUCGAUGACAUCACAGGAUAUGACGUAUGCCCAUAUACGCCGUAGUAAAGCGAGGGGUCAAAGUCGUUUAGCUUCUCCACUUUCGAGAGCAUCAAAACCUUCGGGAGAAUACGCAGACUUAAUAGACACAUUAGACCAAGAAUCUAUUUCUUCCAAACCAAAACCAAGUCCCGCUCUUGGUGCGAGUACACCUGUAGGGUUGGGGAAUCCCGGGAAACGAAAUCCCAACACUGAAGAGACUUACAUAAGCCCAGUUCAAUACAGAGUACCAAACCUCGUCGAUUCUGCCGAAGUUUUUGACAACGAUCGUGGAUUUAGAAACCGACUCGCCAAUGAAACGACGAGAAAAUAGAAGAAUAAAAACAUUUAUGCCAUCUUAUUUCAACCUAUACUUCGUACAGCAAAUGAACUCUGCGGUAACCCGUUCGACAGCACAAUGUGCUGUUAAUGCUAUAUCUGCUUAUUUAAACAUAUAUUUUACGCGCUCUUAGCUUUUAAUUAUAUUUGGACUAAUUAAUAAUUAAUGUUUUUACUUGAGAAGUAUUAGCUUUGACGUCUUUUUCCUGCCGAUUAUCUUUCUUCUCUGCUUGAUUAAUCGGAUUUUCGUUACUGUAUUAAAAAGUGUAUCAAAUUUAUGAUUUGUUAUUUACUAUUUUCCUAGCAAGCGCGUUCACCGCCAUACCUCGUAGAAUAUCUUCAACAUUCUCGGCCCUGGGUUCGAGUCUUCCCGUCGUCACUCCUUCAAAUUCUCCUCGUCUCACGUCAUCGGGAAAUGACGCAAUGUAUCUUUCGUUUCAUGACGGGUCAGGCUUGACACCUGGUAGUCGAACUGAUGGAAAACAAUAAACUUUAUUAUUUUUCUCUUAAACUACGUAUAUAUAUAAUUUAUGUUUCAUUACCAUUUGUUAAAUUACAUUUUGUGGUAAAUAUUGUCAAUAUAAAACUGAAUGAAAUAAAUCAGAUUUGAAAGCACUAUAAUAA
Ciona intestinalis (vase tunicate) is the source of this 1380-nucleotide messenger RNA. NCBI's taxonomy places the organism in Eukaryota, Metazoa, Chordata, Ascidiacea, Phlebobranchia, Cionidae. The record is from RefSeq and is a predicted model, not a curated record.